AUGUUUUCCCCCGUAUCUACUCCCAAUUCCCUCCGCCUCCGACUACCGCCGCGACAAGCACUUCACUCCACCACCGGCACUCUACCGUCUCCAACUUCUCCUAGCAUCCGAUCACCUCGCACUUCACCUCCAUCCGCCACCCUUUACGCCACCGCCGAGACCCUCUACGUUGCAACCUCUCCGACGGCCGUCAUUUCUCCUCCGUCGCUCUACGAAAUUCUGGGCAUCUCCAUGGGAGCCACCGAAAGUGAAAUCAAAACAGCGUACAGGCGGCUAGCGAGGACUUCACAUCCGGAUGUGAAGGACUCGUCUGGAGAGGAGUUCAUGAAGAUCAACGCCGCCUACUCCACCCUCUCAGAUCCCGAUAAACGGGCGGAUUAUGACCGGAGAUUGUUCCGAACGCAGCGAUCCCGAUCAUUCUCCAGUGUUACUCCGGCGGCUUCGUACUACGGAUUUAAUGGUUAUAGUGGCCGGAAUUGGGAAACAGAUCAGUGCUGGUAG
Lactuca virosa is the source of this 501-nucleotide messenger RNA. The record is from the annotation of a GenBank genome assembly. NCBI's taxonomy places the organism in Eukaryota, Viridiplantae, Streptophyta, Magnoliopsida, Asterales, Asteraceae.